UGAUUUGAAAUAUAUAUGACAUUAUCAUUUAUCAUUUUAAAGUGACACUUUUUUUUAUUUGUUAGACAUAUUUUUAUACUAUUCAUAUCCUUCUUCAUCCAAUCAUUGUACUAUAUAUGAAAUAUUAAUAGACAGUUAGUCAGUCAGUUAUAAUCUUAUCUUCUUAGUUUGGGUCAAAACUGUGGCUCACUUCAUACUUUUUAAGUCAAUAAUCCUAUAAUGUCAACAAAUCUCGAAGUUGAAGAUGAUGAUAAGAUCCAGGAUAUAACUAAUGAUGAAUCUGAACUCUUAAUACCGAGAAAAAGUAACGCAUCAACUAUCAAGACUUAUGAGAGUUGUGGUACAUACGAAGAAGUUUCAUCAUCUUCAUCUUCAAAUUCAGAUCUUGAAGAUUUAGAUCCUGAUGUACUUGAAUUACCCAAAGUUAUUCGUGAAAUAGUCCCCUUGCAUGAUGAUCCUUCGAUUCCCGUAUUAACAUUCCGUUACUUCUUAUUAUCAACUAUCUUCAUUAUUCCUGGUGCCUUUAUUGAUACUAUGAAUUCAUAUCGUACUACAUCAGCAGCAUAUUCUAUAUUCUUUGUACAAAUUGCAGGUCAUUGGGCAGGGAAAAAAUUAGCAAAGCAUUUACCCAAGAAAGAUAUCAAUCUCUUUGGUUUGAAAUUCAAUUUGAAUCCAGGACCAUGGUCUAUCAAAGAAGCUGCAAUGGUAACCAUAACGGCAAAUAGUGGAGCAACUGGUAACUUGGCCACUAACGCUAUCUCAUUAGCAGAAAUUCAUUUUGGAGAAACAGUUCCAAUUCCAGUUGCUUUAGGUUUCAUGUGGUCUAUUGUAUUUGUGGGAUAUUCAUAUGCUGCCAUUGCUAAAAACUUUUUACUUUAUGAUCCUCAAUUUACCUGGCCUCAAGCUUUAAUGCAAACUACAUUAUUACAAUCUCAAGCUAAAUCUGAUGAAGAUUCCCAAGAAGGAUCUAAACAAAUGAAAAUAUUCUUUAUAGUUAUCGCUUCUAUAGCGGUAUGGCAAUUAUUUCCGGAAUUCAUAUUCCCAUUCACCUCGUCAUUAGCUGUUUUAUGCUGGAUAGCACCAAAUAACCAUACCUUAAAUUUCAUGGGUUCAGGACUUGGAGGUAUGGGAUUAUUAAAUUUUUCAUUAGAUUGGGCUAAUAUAACAUCUUCUAUAAUGUUAUAUCCUUAUUGGAUUCAAGUGAUUCAAUUCGUUGCAUUUGUACUUGGAGCUUGGAUCUUGAUUCCUUUCGCAAAAUGGAGUAAUAACGGAAUAUUUAAUGGAGGGUUAAUGUCAAAUGGUUUAUUUCUUAGUGAUGGAUCUCCAUACCCAGUAGGUGAAUUAUUAAAUACAGAUUUAACUUUAAAUACUACUGCAUAUGAAUAUUAUGGUCCUGUACAUUUAGGUGCUCAAAGAGCUUGGAAUAUGUUUUUUGAUUACGCAGCUUAUAUAAGUGGAAUCACUUGGGUAGUAUUAUUUGGGUAUGAUAAAUUCAAAUCAUCAUUUGAAAACUUCAAAAACAGUAAAGAUAAUCGUACUGUUUAUACUGAUAGACUUAAUAAAUUACAUUCUCGUUAUCAAGAAGUUCCAAUUUGGUGGUACGCGGUGUUAUUUGGUAUUUCCUUAACUACAUUAAUGACAAUCUUCUUAUCAGGGAAUUUGUUUAUGCCAUGGUGGUGUUGUAUAGUGGCCUUGAUUAUGGGAUCUAUUAUUGUCACUCCAUUGGCUUGGCUAUAUGCUUUAUCAAAUUUUCAACUUGCUAUAGGUACUUUUAAUGAAUUAACUUAUGGUUAUAUGAUGCAAAAUGUGACACAGAAACAUCCGGCUGGAGCUUUAGUAUUUGGAUCAAUUGCUGGAAAUGCAUGGUAUAGAGCCCAAUAUCAUCUUGAAUGUAUGCGACUUGGAUUUUAUAAUCAUUUACCUCCUAGAGCGGUGUUCUUUUCUCAAUUAUAUGGGGAAUUAAUUGGUGUUCCAAUCAAUUAUUUAGCUUUAAGAUGGGUCCUUGCAACAAAGCGUGAAUAUCUUAAUGGAACUAAAGUUGAUCCAUUACAUCAAUGGACAGGACAAGCAAUCACAUCAUCUCAUACUAAUGCAAUUCAAUAUGUUGUAUUAGGUCCUUCCAGAUUAUUCGUAAAUUAUCCAUUAUUACCGUAUGGGUUUGUGCUUGGUUUACUUGCUCCAUAUAUUCUCUUCAAGUUACACCAAAGGUAUCCAUCAUCCAACUUCAACUUAUGGAACACAACAGUAUUCUUCUCAAGUAUGAGUAGAUUCUAUGGUAAUAUAUCUACUGGUUACCUUUCUAGAUUUGUGGGUGGAACCAUAACCAUGUUUUGGGCUUUCAAAUACAAGCAUUCAUUAUGGAAGAAAUAUAAUUAUAUUUUAGCUGCUGCUUUCGAUACAGGAUACAACUUAGCCAUCUUGAUUAUAUUCUUAUUAUUUUCAGUUAUAACCACUACUAAUAUGCCCAAUUGGUGGGGAAACAAUUCUCAAAGUAUUGAAAGAUGCUUUGCUUUAUAGAUGUAUUAUAAAUAGAAUAAAUGUACAAUAUUAUAUACAGGAAUGGACGAAUUUUUUAUUUUGUUGUAUGAGAAAAAAUGGAAAC
Messenger RNA from Scheffersomyces coipomensis, 2602 nucleotides. Its product is annotated as OPT family oligopeptide transporter. The transcript has a single exon. Gene Ontology annotation, cellular component: plasma membrane. NCBI's taxonomy places the organism in Eukaryota, Fungi, Ascomycota, Pichiomycetes, Serinales, Debaryomycetaceae. Gene Ontology annotation, biological process: transmembrane transport. The record is from RefSeq and is a predicted model, not a curated record. The coding region runs from base 220 to 2517 and encodes 765 amino acids. Gene Ontology annotation, molecular function: oligopeptide transmembrane transporter activity.